Messenger RNA from Symbiodinium sp. CCMP2456, 3642 nucleotides. The record is from the annotation of a GenBank genome assembly. NCBI's taxonomy places the organism in Eukaryota, Dinophyceae, Suessiales, Symbiodiniaceae.
AUGGUGGUCGUCGCACGCUUUCGCAGGUGUGCCGCAAACUCUUUUGGCAUGAUUCCCAAGACUUGCCUUGCCGCACCAAGACUUGCAGGACACUUUUGCCAAGCUGUGAGCAAGAGACAAAGUUCUCUGGCAACACAUGUUCCGCCGGUGUCAGCUGCUAUUGUGAAACCGGGUGCUGACCCCUACGACUGGGACUGCGAAGUCGACUGGAAGGACAUGCUCAAACUUGAGAGCAGGCUCUCUGAAGAGGAAGUGUUGAUCAAAGACACCGCGCGACAAUUUGCAGAUGCGGAGUUGAUGCCAAAGGUCUUGAAUGGCUUCAGGGAGGAAACCUUUGACAGGGGCCUCAUGAAGGCCAUGGGCAAGGCGGGUCUUUUAGGGUCCUUCAUUGAGGGCUAUGGAUGCGCCGGUGCAUCUGCCACAUCAUAUGGACUGAUCGCCCGUGAGGUGGAGCGAGUCGAUUCCGCCUACAGAUCGGCACUGUCAGUGCAGUCAUCUUUAGUCAUGAAUCCGAUCAACCUCUUCGGGUCUCAGGAGCAAAGAGAUCGUUUCCUGCCACGCUUGGCAUCUGGAGACCUCGUUGGCUGCUUCGGGCUCACAGAGCCUGACCACGGCUCGGAUCCCAGCGGCAUGGUGACAAGGGCCGUGGACAAGGGGGAUCACUUCUUGUUAAACGGCGCAAAGAACUGGAUCACCAACUCUCCGAUCGCUGACGUUUGCCUGGUAUGGGCGAAGACGAGCACUGACAACAAGGUACGCGGCUUCCUGGUAGAGCGGGGGAUGGAGGGCCUCUCCACUCCGAAGAUCGAGGGCAAGUUUUCUCUUCGGGCAUCUCCCACGGGUAUGAUUCAGCUUGAUGACGUCAAAGUUCCAAAGGACAACGUUCUGCCAAACGUUGUCGGCAUGCGUGGGCCUUUCGCCUGCCUGAAUUCAGCUCGGCUCGGUAUCGCCUGGGGUGCUCUGGGUGCUGCAGAGUUUUGCCUUGAAGCUGCAAGGAACUACACUUUGGGCCGGCAGCAAUUUGGCCGCCCACUCGCGGCCAACCAGCUGAUCCAGAUGAAGAUGGCCAACGCGAUGACGGACAUCACGAUCGGACUCAAUGCCGUCCUGCAAGCCACGCGCAUGAAGGAGGCUGGGGAGCUGCACUCCAAUGUCAUUUCCAUGAUGAAGCGCAACUCGUGCACGAAGAUGCUGACUAUUGAUUGGUGCAUGCAGACAUGCUGCACCCAGUGCAGACUUCAUGCUCUUGAGAUCGCACGUACUUGCCGAGACAUGCUUGGAGGUAACGGAAUUGUGGACGAGUAUCACGUCAUCCGCCAUGUCUGCAACCUCGAGGCUGUCAACACCUAUGAGGGCACAGCUGACAUCCAUUCUUUGGUGCUAGGCCGUGCGAUAACUGGAAUCCCGGCCUUCAAGUGCUUUCGUGAGGACGGAGGAGUAACGGAGAUUUUGGGAACUCAAAAAAGUGGGUCCAUCACAAGCAUGGAGCCGACGGUGGACCAGAUCUUGCUCUCCGGCGGAUCCCUCUUGCGCACCCCCGGCCGGAGCUCUUGUAGAUCCGAUCUGGAGAAGGCUAUGAUUCCCGGGCUGUCUUGGCACGGCAGUUCCAAUGAGUGGCUCGGAGGGGUCUCAGUUGACGGCGGCCAGCGCUGUGUCCAUGCUGCCCCAGCUGCAGGUUCGGAGGAGAUUCAACGCUUGUUGCAAGGCAACGCUUGGAACGAUGCCUGCAGCCAGGUCAUGGGCUCUGGGAAUGUGGGGGACGGGGCAGCGAUGCGAGCGUCACAUCUGUCUUCUGCUUCUUGCAGCGCUGUUGGUGCCUGCAAGGGCGUCGGAGGUGAGACGAAUCGUGCUUUGCUUUCGUUUCGUUUCUUUGCGGCGAUGGCCUCCUCGGCCAAGGGCCGCUCCUGGGACGCCAUUGGUCUGGUGGGUUUCUUGGGCGUCAUGGGCGUCCGACGGCGGGCGGAGUUGCCACAUCGCUCAUCGCCACAGGAGCUCUCUUUGCCCGGCCAUGUUUGCAUCGUCACGGGCGCCUCCGGAGGGAUGGGCGCCGAGGUCGCGUGGGGACUGGCCGAGGCUGGAGCCAGCCGGGUGCUCAUGGCCUGCCGCAACCUCGAGCGCUGCGAGCAGGCGCGCGCCAAGAUGUUCUCACGAUGCGUCAGCUCCCUGGAUGCUCCAGGCGCUUCCGUGACGGAGAGGUCGGCGGCCAGCUUCCGUGCAGCCAGGAGGCGGCAGUGCCAGGAACUUCAGCGGCGCUUGGAGUGCAAAACCCUGGACUUGACAGACUAUAAGUCGAUCGAAGCCUUCGCAAAGGAUUCUGCAAGCUCGGGUGCGCAGCAGUUCGUGUUGGUCAACAAUGCGGGUGUGAUGGGGGAUGUCGAAGAUUCGGAGAAUGCCAGCGACGAGCUUGUGGACAUGCAGAUGCGCACCAACCAUUACGGUCAUUUCCUGCUGGCUAAACUGCUGCUCCCCAGCAUGGACUCAUCAUCUAUCCUCGUGGUAGUUGCGAGUCGGGCGCAUCGACAGGGGUCUCUGACAAUCACAACCCGUGACCCUGGCGUUCUUCUGAGGAGCGAGGAGAUUCAGGGCUCCCCUCCCUACGCUCGUUUGUUGCAUGCCCUUGGGCUGGGGUGGUAUGCGCGCUAUGCUCGGUCGAAGCUCUGCAAUGUCCUCUUUGCCGCAGAGGUGCGCAGAAGAUAUCCUGAUGGACCGAUAAGCGUUGCAGUCUCCCCUGGGCUCGUCAACACCGGAAUUUUUGCAUCUGUGCCGGAGCCUCUGGGGAAGGCAUUGUGCUGGUGUGCGGAGAGGCUGUUCCAGACUCCACAGGAGGGAGCUGGUCACAUCCUGGCGGCAAUCGCGGCCGCGCGAGCUGCACAGGCGCAGUCGAUGCAGUCUGCAAAGGGGGAGGAUGGCUCAGGUCUGAGAGAGCUGCCGCUCUACUGGCAUUGUGGAGAGGCGCAGGAGCCAUCCAAAGCGGCCUUGGAUGCAGGCCUAGCCGAGGCACUCUGGCGUGCCAGUGAAGAGGCGAUCGACCUCCACGAUGACCCAAAGCCGCAUGAAGGCAAUGCAUCGCAUACACUGCCCGUGACGACGAGGCCACCUAGCACCAAGCCUCCGGCGGCGAUCCUGCGAAGUGUGGCAGAGGAGAUCAAGGAGGAGCUGAAGGACUCCAAGUACCAGGGUGUUGCAGCACUCAUGGCAUUCUGCUUCGGCACUGUCCUCGUCUUCAAUGGCGAUUUCUCCUUCAAGGGGAUAAUCGCUUGUUGUGUGUUCGUGGUGGUCGGCAUUACGGCGAUGAACGAGGUGAAUGACUGGGGUCAUGUUGCCCGAUCCGUCGUUGGUGUGGAGGCGGGCUUUGUCGGUGCCUUUGCGGCCUAUCGGGGCAUGGAUGGCAUGGAAGUCACUGUAGGCCGGACAAGUGCCAUCCUUUGUCGCGGUUGCACCUGUGACUCUUGCAGGUUUUGUCGGCGACUUGAACUCUCCAUGGACGGAACUGAAUCCUUGUGCGUUUUGAGCAGGAGCCUUUCUGGGUGUAUUGGCAGCACUGAGAUUGCUGCAGCUUCUGAACACGUCGGACACCCAGGGCGAGAGGGCAUUUCAGCUUGCAGUCUCCAGGGUCCAAUGUGUCCUCAGCAAGCUGCCUGA